This is a messenger RNA of Thelazia callipaeda (thelaziosis nematode), 2208 nucleotides long. Lineage: Eukaryota; Metazoa; Nematoda; Chromadorea; Rhabditida; Thelaziidae. The record is from the annotation of a GenBank genome assembly.
GUUAAAUGUGUUUCAAGGAAAUUUAUUUUGUACACUUCUUUACUGUGCUUCUUGAUGCUUAUUCCGUUACGUUUGGAUGGUAUUAUUAAAGUUCAUUAUGCGCUUGUCUUUUUACCAUUAUGGAUAUGCGAAUUCAUAAUUUUUCUUGGAGCUACCAUCGCGUCAGUAUCUUACAUACUGUCGCCGCCAUUACCGACGGAGGGGUCGUUACGUUCAGACUUUUAUGGAAUGAUAAUGUGUACCGGAGAGCAUGGAUUAUUAGCAUUGUUUGAAGUUUUGUGCUGUUACAAAUUACAGUCAAAUGCAAAAGUAGAUGAGCUGCCCUGGUUGCUCAUUUUCGCCCCCAUUUUUGCAUUAAGUCUAUUGUCUGUUGUGGUUGCCGUUUGGGCGAUUAGAAACAACAAAUCGUUUGAGUUGGAACUUUUUUUUUCCAUCAAUAUUGUGCAAUUUGUUUUCGUAGCUUUCAAACUUGAUGGUAUAAUCGAUUGGCAUUGGACUAUAGUUUUCAUUCCACUAUGGGUAGUACUCUCCUUGAGUGUCGUUGGUGUACUUUAUGCAUUUGUUUUGGCUGUUCUGUUAGCGCGAUCAGUUCAUAUGUUGGCUUCUCAAAGAAGGCAUCAUCUUUACUCUGCUGUGUCUCAUACAUUAUUCGUGAUACCAGUACUCAUUUUUCUUCUUCUUCUUACUGGCAAACUGGAUGCUGUUUCAUGGUCGGACGAUGAAUCUCCUAGUCAAAUUACUUUUGUUGUUAUUUGCGCCCCACUGAACUUAGCAUUGUUUUGCUUGGUUUUAAUGUCCUUUGGAGCACGAGGUGGCAAUCCAUGGUGGUUUGCAAUGCGGGCAUCGUUUUGUACAUUUUUGCUUGAAGUGUGCCCAUGCUUGAAGCAAUAUGCAAACGUUAGUUACAAGUUUCGAGCAUCUUCGGAACGUCAAGAUACAACAGAAGAUUUUGAGAAACAAAGUUUGCAGUCCGAUCGUUCAACGAAAUUUCCGUCACGUCCUGUUGUGCCUAUUCAUUGUUCUCCGUUAGCAUCGUAUUAUGAAUUGAAACAGGCGUACUUUCGAAAAUUGCGUACGAAUCAUCCAGAUAGAGGGGGUUCUGGGUCAUCGUUGUUUCUGGUGACCAGAGCUUGGUCUACUUUAAAUGUUCAUUUUAGGGACAGUACUGCUCGGCGUGAUUACAAUAUUUGGUUAAGAGAACAGAAUUUAAGAAGAAGUAAAGGUGUUAUUGGGGAACAAGUCGUUAUUUAUAACGUUGAUCGAAUUGAGAAGUUUUGCAGGUGUUGUGGUGGCGCAUUCAUUCUCGAAAAAGCAGAUAUUGAUCAUAUUGUCGACUCUGCUUAUUUUGAGUGUCCAAACUGCUCAUUAUGUCUGGAGUUGCUUUUUGACACCAUGACAUUAUUCAUCAGCAGUGUAGCUUGUGAUCAUAUAAAGUGUCCAAAGCAUGAUACAUUACCUAGUAGCACAGUUGGUUGUGCUGUUUCCGUCGUCGCUCACCAGUAUCGAGCUGGAACCGCUGAAGAACAAACAGAACUUAUUGAGCUUUGGGAUAUUGGUGGUUCAACAGUUCAUCAAGCUGCAUCUUCGAUUUUUCUUGAGGGAGCAACAGGAGCAAUACUAGUCCAUGAUUUGAGCAACAAGAAAAGUGAACAUAACCUAUCACAAUGGCUUGCAUUGCUUCGUGGAGAAACAUCCAUUCCAUCUAUGAUUUCACCAUUUACAUUAGCGCCUGAUUCACGAUCUUUGCUAAUUGAUAUUGAAAGCACGCCGACUCCAAUAUUAGUUGUGGGAUGUAAAUCUGAUUUAGCACCGGAGCGCGCCAAACAGACAACUUACGACCAUAUUCUAAUAAACUGCAGACGCCCGAUGCUACCUGGAUCUACUAACCGAGUUAUUUUAUCAAAAUUUUUUGAUUUGGUUGUUGAGCGUAAAAAAGCAUGCGCAAUAAGGGAAAAAAGGCGCAAAGUACUCCCUCCCUUUACAUCAGGUUUCGCAAAGCAGCUGAUCAGGGAAGUGUGGCUCUUGACCGUUUCGGAAGGAUGCCGGAAGGACGAUGGCCUUUGUGUCGUUCAUUGUGUUGCAGGAAGUUUGUGUGUAUCAAGAAUUGAAGAAACAAGCGAAUGCAGAAACCGCCAGUUAUUCUUCAGCAUAUUUGGAUGUAAAGGUGGAGAAGUACCUGAUGCUGAUAAAAGAAGACCAGGGGCAUAA